This is a messenger RNA of Rosa chinensis, 1007 nucleotides long. RefSeq names its product aquaporin NIP2-1-like. Gene Ontology annotation, cellular component: membrane. Lineage: Eukaryota; Viridiplantae; Streptophyta; Magnoliopsida; Rosales; Rosaceae. The record is from RefSeq and is a predicted model, not a curated record. The transcript is spliced from 5 exons. Gene Ontology annotation, molecular function: channel activity. Gene Ontology annotation, biological process: transmembrane transport. Bases 127 to 996 code for a protein of 289 amino acids.
GAGAUAGCCGCCCGCUAAGUAGCUGGAACAGUGGAACUUCACUGUGUAUAUAUACUUGUAUUCUUCAUUCCUUUCCAUCAUAUCAUUCCAGAAUAUUGCAGGUUCUCUGUAAUCAAUUGAGUAGCAAUGGCGACAAAAGUGCCUACAGAACACAGAAAUGACACAAACGAGUUAGACUUGGCGGCAAACCCAAAAUCCCAAAGUUCAAUAUCAGUAUUUGAACGACAUUACCCUCCUGGCUUUUUGAAAAAGGUGGUGGCAGAGACUAUAGCAACGUUUCUGUUGGUGUUUGUGACAUGUGGUUCAGCUGCUCUUGCAGCGAGCGAUGAACACAAGGUCUCAAAGCUUGGAGCUUCCAUAGUUGGGGGGCUCAUAGUAACGGCCAUGAUCUAUGCUGUUGGGCACAUCUCCGGUGCACACAUGAACCCGGCUGUCACUCUAGCCUUUGCUGCCGUCAGGCAUUUUCCAUGGAAACAGGUACCAAUUUAUGCAGCAGCACAGCUAACAGGAUCAGUAGCUGCCUCUUUUACUCUGUCUAUACUAUUGCAUCCCAUUAAGCAUGUGGGAACUACAUCACCUUCUGGAUCAGAUUUUCAAGCUCUAAUCACAGAGAUAGUCAUGACAUUUUCCAUGAUGUUCAUCACUUCUGCCGUCGCCACAGAUACUAAAGCUAUAGGAGAGCUAGCAGGUAUCGCAGUUGGCUCUGCAGUAUGCAUAACAUCAAUUUUUGCUGGACCAAUAUCAGGUGGAUCCAUGAACCCAGCCAGAACAUUAGGACCAGCACUUGCUAGUGCAUACUACAAGGGAAUUUGGGUCUAUGUGGUAGGACCUGUGAUAGGAACCCUACUAGGGGCAUGGACCUACAACUUCAUUCGGGUCACUGACAAGCCGGUUCAGGGCAUACCACCGCACUCAUUUUCAUUCAAGCUACGGAGAAUGAAGAUCGAAAAUGAUCGGCAGGUUGUUACCUGCACAGACCCUCUGGAUUCAGCUUGAAUUUCUUAUUC